This is a messenger RNA of Haliotis rubra (blacklip abalone), 1316 nucleotides long. RefSeq names its product glycosaminoglycan xylosylkinase-like. Gene Ontology annotation, molecular function: phosphotransferase activity, alcohol group as acceptor. The record is from RefSeq and is a predicted model, not a curated record. NCBI's taxonomy places the organism in Eukaryota, Metazoa, Mollusca, Gastropoda, Lepetellida, Haliotidae. Gene Ontology annotation, biological process: protein phosphorylation. Gene Ontology annotation, cellular component: Golgi apparatus.
UGGCAGACGACGUGAACAGAAAUCGCUAGCAAGGCAUUCCAAUGCAUGGACUUAGUGCUACGUGUGGCCACCUGCUAUUUUAUUAGGAUAGAAGCGUUGCAGGAUAUGACUGCCACAUGAUGAAGUUGAAAGUGCGUUUAGUUAUCUUUGCUUGUGCUGCGUUCAUGCUGUUUGUGUCCUUCAAGAUAUUGGAACCAGAGAUAAGGAGACAACGAAAGGAUAGUGAUAAUUCUCUGAUCGAUGGAGGUGUAGUGCCCCUUGAGAUGGUGAUUAAAAGCCAGGUGGAGGAGUACAAAGUUGACUGGAAAUAUUCAUUGGGUGGACAGUCUCCAUGGACAAUUGCAGCCAAGUGGAUAGACAAUAGGCAUAUACAUCCAGAAAAGGUUCCAGAAUUAGGAGCAGUCUUGAGAGAACUUGCAACCAGACCAAUAAUUGCUGCUGAUGUUGGUGUCAAAGGAACACAACUUAAGCUGUCUCUAACUUUAAAAGGAGGUCAAAUUGUGGCUUUUAAACCAGAAUGGUACCGCGAUAUUAUCAAUGGGACACCCUAUGCUGGAAGAGAUCGCCACAAUGCAGAAAUAGCUGCUUUCCAUCUUGGAAGAGUGUUACAAUUCCGACGCACCCCUCUGGCUGUGGGAAGAAGGGUGAACCUCAAGACUGAGAUCUUGCCGGUAGCAACGCCAGAACUUAAGGCAACAUUCUUCACCAAAGGUGACAACAACUGUUUCUAUGGCAAGUGCUUGUACUGCAAGUCAGAUGACGGAGUAUGUGCAAAAGGUCAAAUAUUAGAAGGUCAGAUGGUGAAGAUGUACAGCUCUGGCACCUUCCUCCUCGAUCUCAUUGACACAGCAAUAUUUGACUACCUCAUAGGCAAUGCUGAUCGCCAUCAUUAUGAACACUUCAGCCGCCAGCAAGAAAACAUGGUGCUUAUUCUCGACAAUGCCAAAAGCUUUGGGGAUCCUGAUGCGGAUGAAAGGUCAAUAUUGGCUCCACUCUAUCAGUGCUGCAAAUUCCGCUUCAGCACAUGGCAGCGUCUUCUAGCACUCCAAGAUAGUGUCCUCAGUGGUGUAAUGAAGGAAAUUCUGGCCCAGGACCCAGUUUCUCCCAUCGUGACUGAGAGGCAUCUCAAGGCCAUGGACAGAAGACUUCAGAAUAUACUCUUGGAAAUGGAAAAAUGUAUAGCUAAGAAUGGGAUGAAUGGGAUUGUAAUGGACCACUCCUAUCAUUGAUAGGUUGUCUCCCUUGAUGUAUGUAUGUGCAGUCUCAUGUUUCAUGAUAUGUCAUCCGAAUAAUGUUUAAGUUUGAUAUUCAUGGUU